Messenger RNA from Cucumis melo (muskmelon), 1042 nucleotides. RefSeq lists its product as uncharacterized. The transcript is spliced from 7 exons. NCBI's taxonomy places the organism in Eukaryota, Viridiplantae, Streptophyta, Magnoliopsida, Cucurbitales, Cucurbitaceae. The record is from RefSeq and is a predicted model, not a curated record. Bases 45 to 767 code for a protein of 240 amino acids.
UUUGACAUUUGGAAGGAGAGUCUAAAUUUGAAAGGCAGAAAUGGAUGCACGUUGCGCGCCACCUAAGUGGACCUCAAAGUGAAUUUAUGGGAAUAUGGAGGAUGAGGCCUCAGGUUCUGCUUCGUCGCCGAGAAAAUUGGACCAUUCUCGAAGGACAACACUCGCUCCGUCUUCGUUCAUUACUGUUCCUAAAAAUGCCGGGAGAUGGUGAAAUCACUGCUGAUCCAACCAUCGAAGCCUGCACUAAAGAGGCUUGCGAUUCCAAAACCACGAAGCGUUUGGCCGAUGAUAUCAUGCCUCACAUCCUCAAUCUGUAUGGAUCUUCUGCAACGCCUCGAGAUUUUGAAAUCUACGCUCCCGAUGCUUCGUUCGAGGAUCCACUUACGAGAGCUUACGGUUGCUCUGUUUUUCGGUUCUGCAGCGUGAAGGAAAUCAAAUCGGCAUUUUAUUCUCUGUCCAAGGUCUUCAGUGAAUCAAGAAUUGUGGAAUACGAUUUCAAAGAAAGACUUAUUUCCCCUGGAAAACACGAGAUUAUUGUCGAUAAUAAGCAACACUACAAGUUUUUGGGAAGAAACAUAGAUUUGGAAUCCCUCAUUAAGUUGUAUGUUGUUGAAGGAAAAAUAGUUCGUCAUGAGGACUGGUGGAACAAGAAACCACUCUUGAAUAGAGAAACAGUCCAAUUACCCAUGGUUGGUCGGUUUUUGGAAAUGACUCGGAGAGGUACAAUGUUAGCAACUCAUGCAAUGAUGGGUUUUGGAAAAGAUUAAACUUUAACAAACCCAUCCAGUAUGCCGAUUCAAUAUAGUUUAGAAUUACACUGUGUAUCUCCUCAUAGGAAUUGGGAACUCAUAAGUUAGUCUAUUAUAAGUAUAUAUUUUCUCAAUUUCUUUUCUAAGAUAAUGUACCAAAGUUCAUCACUGCCUCGUAGCUUUCUCGAGUAUGGUUAUCGAGAUGAUAUGGUUUGGUUGACUCCUCUAAUUUGUUAGACAAGAGCUUUGGUUCUUUUUCAUUGUCUAUGUGAAUGAUUCUAGUUGGGGUGUAA